CCACUUUGGAUUUGGGGCUUGUUUUUCAGUGUGCGGGAGUGAUUGCGUGAUUCGGUGCUUUGGGUUGGAUUGGGCGGCGUCCGUGGUGUCUGGCAUUGCUGUUUAGAAUUGUUUCGCGAAUUGGGUACUCGGUGAUUUGUUUCUCCGAUGCCUGCUCGUUAGUUACUCUGAUUGAUCCCCCGAUUUUUUUUAUCUUGGAAAUUCAGAAUGAUUAUUUAUUUUUGUAUCAUUGGAAGGUAAGUUUUGGGUUAGUAGCAAUGUUGGGUUUUGCAAUUUCAAAUUGGUGGUGGAAGAAAUAUGCUGUAAAGUGGCGCUUGGACAAAACAGCAUGUAAAUAGUGGUGUACUGGUGUGGUGUUUGAACUGAAGAAAUACAUCUUGUACCUCACUGCAUUUUUAUAUGGUUGGGUUUGGCUGAAGUAGUUAGAUACGUUGUGUUUCCCUUUUCAGAAUCGGGAUUUGCAUGUGGAGUUGUUUAUUAUGUCGAUGAGCAUGAAUUUGUACCAUUUGGUUCUGCCAUGUAGCAAUGGUGGAUAAAACUCAUGUAGAGCUUGAAACACAAUGAGUAUCAGGAAAAGGAACAUCUAGUGAGAGCUGUAGGAAAAAGGGACAUCUCUUGUGACCUAAUGGAAUGGAAAUUUUCAUCCAAAAUUCAUGUGUUCCAGAGGACCCUAUUUAUUCAGAGUUUUUGGAUGCUUGUUGCUAUAUGUGAACUUAAGGAUGGUAACCAGGGGUGAAUUUUUUCCACAUUUCGAACCAAAUCGUUGCAAACUUGCAGUCGAUGUCUCUAAUAUGAACUCUGUAGUGCGUUUUGGCUUAGCAUGGAUCCUAAUUUCCCAAACAAAUUUAGCGCCUUCUAUCUGAAGAAUCAUUCAUUUUGAUAUAUUACUUAUGAGUGGAAUCUCCUAGCUUUUCAUAUGAUUAGAAAUGUAAUGGAAAAUUCAGGAUGCCUUGAAUUGGAUAUUGUUGCUGUUGAAUAUAGUUUGUAACCAUGUGUAUAUUUACUACUGGUGGAGGAUACUCUCGCAAUCCCCAACCUCUGUCUUAAUCCCCUGCCUCUGUGGUAAGAGCAUCUGCUGCAGCUAACGAGUCAGGGGCUUGACAGAGAAGCGCUCCCUUCCAACAUUGAUCUUGUUUAGGUGGCUUCUAUACAAGAAGGCUUCGCAGGUUCUAUAUCUCCAUUUUACGUUGAAGAGACGUGCAUUUCUUGAAGAAUUCCAUGAGAAACAGGAACAGGUCAAAGAUUGGCUUCAAAAUUUGGGAAUCGGGGAGCAUAUGCCAGUUGUACAUGAGGAUGAAGAAGCAGAUGAUGUGCAUGUUCCCUCACAACAGGAUGACCACUCUGUCAAAAAUAGAAAUGUUCCGUCAAGUGCUGUUUUGCCUGUCAUACGACCAGCUCUUGGUCGUCAGCAGUCCAUUUCUGAUCGUGCAAAGAUUGCCAUGCAACAAUAUCUGAACCAUUUCUUUGGGAACUUGGAUAUUGUCAACUUAAGAGAGGUUUGCAAAUUUUUGGAAGUCUCGCUGUUAUCAUUUUUACCAGAGUAUGGGCCCAAGCUAAAGGAAGAUUAUGUUACAGUUAGGCAUUUGCCAAAAAUUGAUACGAACAGUAAAGAGAGGUGCUGUUCAUCUAGCUGUUUUAGUUUCUGCAAUAGUAGCUGGCAAAAGGUUUGGGCUGUACUGAAGCCAGGAUUCUUAGCUUUGUUCCAAGAUCCAUUUGAUCCAAAGCUUCUGGAUAUAGUUAUCUUUGAUGUAUCACCUGACAUGCAUAGAAAUGAAGAAGGCCAAAUCACUCUAGCAAAGGAGAUCAAGGAAAGCAAUCCAUUGCAUUUUGGAUUUGAGGUAUCUUCUGGGGCACGGACAAUAAAGUUGAGAACAGGAAGUUCUGCUAAAGUAAAAGAUUGGGUAACUGCAAUAAAUGCUGCUCGACGCCUUCCAGAGGGCUGGUGUCACCCUCAUCGUUUUGGUUCAUUUGCACCACCCAGGGGCUUGACUGAAGAUGGUAGUAUCGUACAAUGGUUUAUAGAUGGGCAAGCUGCAUUCAAUGCUAUUGCUUCUUCCAUUGAACAAGCCAAAUCAGAGAUAUUUAUUACUGACUGGUGGCUCUGCCCAGAAUUGUAUCUUCGACGCCCUUUCCACUAUCAUGGGACCUCUAGGCUUGAUAUUCUUCUUGAAUCAAAGGCAAAGCAAGGUGUACAGAUUUACAUUCUUCUGUACAAGGAAGUUUCUCUUGCAUUGAAAAUUAACAGCAUGUACAGUAAAAGACGGUUGCUUAACAUUCAUGAAAAUGUUAAAGUUCUGCGCUACCCUGAUCAUUUCUCAACUGGCAUAUACUUAUGGUCCCACCAUGAGAAAAUUGUUAUCGUUGAUAAUCAAAUAUGCUAUAUCGGAGGCCUCGAUUUAUGUUUUGGUCGUUACGAUACUCCCGAACACAAAGUUGUGGAUUCCCCUUCUUCAAUAUGGCCAGGGAAGGAUUACUACAACCCAAGGGAAUCUGAGCCAAAUUCUUGGGAGGACACGAUGAAAGAUGAGCUUGAUCGCACUAAGUAUCCUCGAAUGCCCUGGCAUGAUGUUCAAUGUGCUCUUUAUGGUCCAGCAUGUCGAGAUGUAGCAAGGCAUUUUGUUCAGCGCUGGAACUAUGCAAAGAGGAAUAAAGCACCAAAUGAGCAAGCAAUUCCAUUACUGAUGCCUCAUCAUCACAUGGUAAUUCCCCAUUACAUGGGCAAAAGCAAAGAAACAACUGGUGAGAUAGAGAGUAAACAGACACGAGAUCAGGAUAUCAAAAUUAGGCGGCUAAGCUCCCUACCAACAGCAUCAUCAUGCCAGGACAUUCCGUUGCUCUUGCCUCAAGACCCUGAUCACCAGGCAUUGCCUAAUGGAGAUUUAGGCCUCAAUGAUUUGGACAUUAAUCAUUAUCUUUUGGAUCACCCAAACAAAACCGAUUUGAAGCAGUCACUGUCCAACCGAAAGGCCAAACAAGAUCUUUCUCUUCAGGAUUUACAGCUGAAAGGUUUCGUGGACAAUCUUGGUUCUCCUGAUAUUUCACUUGUUACACACCACGACACCUCUAAACCAAAUGUGCAUCACAUGGACAAGGAGUGGUGGGAGACACAGGAGCGAGGAAGCCAGGUCUCCUCUGUGCUUGAUGUAGGAGAGGUUGGUCCCCGAACGACUUGUCGUUGUCAGGUUAUUAGAAGUGUUGGUCCAUGGUCAGCAGGAACAACUCAAAUUGAAGGAAGCAUCCACAAUGCCUAUUUUUCUCUCAUUGAGAAGGCAGAACAUUUUGUUUAUAUUGAGAAUCAAUUUUUCAUAUCAGGUCUUUCAGGAGACGACACAAUAAAAAACCGUGUUUUAGAAGCAUUAUACAGGCGAAUACUUAGAGCUGAAAAGGAGAAAAAGUGCUUCCGGGUUAUCAUUGUCAUACCACUUUUACCUGGUUUUCAGGGAGGUAUUGAUGAUGGUGGAGCUGCAUCUGUGCGGGCAAUUAUGCACUGGCAAUACCGGACUAUUUGUAGAGGGCCUAAUUCAAUACUUAAGAAUCUAUAUGACCUGGUUGGCUCCAAAGCACAUGAUUAUAUCUCCUUUUAUGGGCUCAGAGCACAUGGCAGACUAGGUGAUGGAGGUCCUUUGGUCACCAAUCAGAUAUAUGUGCACAGUAAGUUGAUGAUCAUUGAUGAUCGCAUGACACUGAUUGGCUCUGCAAACAUAAAUGAUAGAAGCUUGCUUGGAUCAAGGGAUUCUGAGAUCGGUAUGAUUAUUGAAGAUAAAGAGGUGGUCAGUUCAACAAUGGAUGGAAGACAUUGGGAAGCUGGGAAGUUCUCUCUCAGCUUGCGGCUCUCUCUGUGGGCAGAACACCUUGGUCUUCGUGCAGGGGAGGUUAGUCAAAUUAUGGAUCCUGUGGCUGAUUUGACUUACAAAAACAUCUGGAUGGCAACUGCUAAGGCGAAUACAGCGAUCUACCAAGAUGUCUUCUUGUGUGUUCCCAAUGAUCACAUCCACUCUAGGUCCCAAUUUCGUCAAACCUUAACUCUCUGGAAGGAGAAAAUUGGUCACACGACCAUCGACCUGGGUGUUGCCCUAGAGAAAACAGAAAUUCUUGAGGAAGAUGGUGAACCGGUUGUGGUAGGAACCGACCCUAUGGGGAGAUUGCAGGCCGUCAGAGGCAACCUUGUUUCCUUUCCUUUGGAGUUUCUUUGCCAAGAGGACUUGAGACCAUUCUUCAGUGAGAGCGAGUAUUAUACAUCCCCGCAAGUUUUUCAUUAGCUUCUGUCUCUUAUCUCUCCUUUUUAUUAGAUGCAUUAGCUCUUUGCCAGGACUGCUUUGCUGGUACAGUAGGAUCUUAGGUUGUGCAUGACUGCAUGUUACAGAGAUUUUACAAUUUUAGAUGUACAUUUCAUAUCUAAUAAGUAAGCAAAUAGCAAGAGGAAAGAAAAGCAAAUGGAUAGUUAGAUCCUAGCAAGCCUUGGGCAUCACGCCUAAUCAAUGUAGGAGUAUAUCUAGUUGACACAACUCUUCUGGGACACGGAAUAUUUUACUGUUCAGUUCAUUUCUUGGUAAAAAAAACAUUUUUUCCUCGACAAAUCUGAGCAGAUAUGAUAUACUCCCUCCGUUCCUAAA
This is a messenger RNA of Brachypodium distachyon (stiff brome), 4613 nucleotides long. Its product is annotated as phospholipase D zeta 1. Gene Ontology annotation, biological process: phospholipid catabolic process; intracellular signal transduction; phosphatidic acid biosynthetic process. The transcript has 20 exons. Gene Ontology annotation, molecular function: D-type glycerophospholipase activity. Gene Ontology annotation, cellular component: plasma membrane. NCBI's taxonomy places the organism in Eukaryota, Viridiplantae, Streptophyta, Magnoliopsida, Poales, Poaceae. Bases 1275 to 4259 code for a protein of 994 amino acids. The record is from RefSeq and is a predicted model, not a curated record.